Messenger RNA from Ordospora colligata OC4, 1038 nucleotides. RefSeq lists its product as uncharacterized. NCBI's taxonomy places the organism in Eukaryota, Fungi, Microsporidia, Ordosporidae. The transcript has a single exon. The coding region runs from base 1 to 1038 and encodes 345 amino acids. The record is from RefSeq and is a predicted model, not a curated record.
AUGAAGAUCGUCGGAUUACUCAUAGCUUGCGUUAGUGCAAUCAGUGCAAUGACAAUCACAUCUAUCAAGGUUAGAUGCGAAUUUAAAGACAAGCCCUGGCUUGUGUUCACCGAGGAACGCUCUUUACUUCCAUACAUGCUUACUACUGAGAAUCUCCCUGCAACAAGAGAAUACCUUAGAGCAACUGGAAUUCAGAGAGCAUAUGUCUUUGGAUGGAAUGGAGAAUAUACGAAAGUCAUCCCAUUUGUUGUUGAGGCAGCAGCAGGCUCAGUCACGCCAUUCAUAGCAGACAGAAACACUGCAGAGUACAUUCUGUGUGUUGGUGAAUGCCCGUGCCCAAUGGCAGGUACCCAAGGAAAUGCAGUACAGAUAGUCGGUACUUCUAAUGGAAGGUCUGUCAUCCGUGUUAACCCUGGAAAUAACAACAGUGUGAAUCCAUGCUUUGAAGACAAGAAGACACGCAGAUGUGAAGAAGAAUCUUCAUGCAGCGAGGCAGGUGUCAAGUGCUACGACUUCGUGUCUGUCAAGAAGGAGAAGUGCGGAUUCUCAUCUGGAUACAGGAGGUUCCCGAACAGGAAGCUUGAAAUCACCGAGAGCUUGAAGGACUAUGUGUUUGACAUCAAGACAUUACACAGGAAAGGAGAUACCAUUGUCAAUGUGACCUCAAAAAGCAACAAGGAAAAGAUUGAGAAAUUCGUGAUCACGAAGAACGGAGAAAUCAAGGGAACGGACAACAAGAAAUGCAAGAUUGAUCCUCUACCCAGGUGCCUGAAGAACCCAAAGAAACUUUACAAACUCAAGCAAUGCAUUGAGGCAAGAUUUAAUGGCAUGAAGGUGUGCAUGUACGUCAAUGACAAGUGCGAGAUAUUCGUAGUAGUGCCUAAGGGCGAUGCAUGUGUGGCCUACAAGGUCAUAAUCAAGGGAGAUGGAAGGAAAGAGAAGAUUCGCUUGGGUAAACAGAUCAGAGGUAACAGGCUCCGUGAGUUGAAAAAGAAUGGACUCUUUGGUGUUGAAUUUGCUUCAAUCGAUUGCAAUUGA